Messenger RNA from Hemisphaericaspora subhashii, 513 nucleotides. RefSeq lists its product as uncharacterized. The coding region runs from base 1 to 513 and encodes 170 amino acids. Gene Ontology annotation, biological process: translational initiation; negative regulation of translation. The transcript has a single exon. The record is from RefSeq and is a predicted model, not a curated record. NCBI's taxonomy places the organism in Eukaryota, Fungi, Ascomycota, Pichiomycetes, Serinales, Debaryomycetaceae.
AUGGCUAAGUAUACCGAAGAACAAUUAUUGGAAAUCAGGGAAGAAGCUUAUGUUCCUCAACAACAAAUCUUAGAUGCUUUCAACAAGUUGAUCGAUCAAGUCAAGGAACAUGCUGCUGCUGAACAUGAAAGACAUAAAGCAAUCAAAUGGAGUAAUGGAGAUACUUAUCUCGAUGAACACGGAAAUGAAAGACCAUACCACCAUAUGAACAGAAGAAGAGCUUCUAGAACUAGUACUCAUAAGCCAAACUUGAGAAAAAAGAGUGUUGAAACUGUUCAUGUUGAUGAAGAUGGUUGGGCAACUUUAUCUAAAACCAAGAAAUCAUUUGGUGCUGAAGAUGGUGCUGAAGAAAAAGCCAAGUUUAGAGAAGCUGUUGGUGUUAAGGCUAGACCAAAUAAUAAGAAUUUAGGUUCUUCUAAAGCCGUGGAUCCAAGAGAAGUUCUUGCUGAUAAACAUACCAGAGCUUUCAAUGCUUUUGAAGCUUUGGAAGAUAACGACGAUGACGAUGAAUAA